Messenger RNA from Triticum urartu, 3680 nucleotides. RefSeq names its product nuclear transcription factor Y subunit C-3-like. The record is from RefSeq and is a predicted model, not a curated record. NCBI's taxonomy places the organism in Eukaryota, Viridiplantae, Streptophyta, Magnoliopsida, Poales, Poaceae. Gene Ontology annotation, biological process: regulation of transcription by RNA polymerase II. Gene Ontology annotation, molecular function: protein heterodimerization activity; RNA polymerase II cis-regulatory region sequence-specific DNA binding; DNA-binding transcription factor activity, RNA polymerase II-specific. Gene Ontology annotation, cellular component: nucleus.
UGCGCCGACUUACUCACGGUAGCGAUUAAUCCCCUAUCGUUGCAAUUUGAGUGAUGUAGAGAUGUUAGUUCUUCAGGAGCUUGAAGAAUGUAGGUCUUGCCCUCAUAUUUGGAGAUAGUUUCCUCUCCUAUGUAGGGCGUUGUCUUUCUUAGUGCGACAUUUUCUUGCCUGCCAGGCACAGUUGCAUCGUCCCAUGUAAACGCGGCCUGCCGCUGGACACUCUGUAUUAUUUCUCCUUUCCUCUAAUACAUCGGCACGCAAGCCUUUUGCGUGUCCGCAAAAAAAAAAAGGUCUUGCCCUUCGUACCUAGACUUGUUUUGGUCGAGUGCUUUAUGCAGGGUCGGCAGAUACGGUAGAAAUAAAGAAAACAUUGGUUCGAGAGCAAACAUGCCAAAGGCCAACAGAACUUUGUGAUUUCAUUUCACUGAAUUAGGUACAGAAACAAGGUGAAAGAGAGAAAGGAGUUUGCUUCUUCUCUUAUCGGCUCAUUUGGUUUCAUGGUCUCCCCCGGGGAUCCUGACCUUUUUCCGGUGCGUGAAAACCACGUGGAAUCUCUGGCCAGGGAGAACCAGCGCCACAUUUGGACGACCCGAUCCAUGGGUCGGCCCAGCCCGAACCCUCCUCUUUUCCCGGGCAGAAGUUCCACGCCUACGCACUCGUGGCGAAUCUCCCCGUGCCGUCUCCCUCGCGACGAUGCGACUCGCAGCUCGUCCUGGCGAAGCUGCGGCUCCUCUUGCCUGGACCACCAAAUGACCAUCCAAAACAGGAGAACUCCCCCGUGGAAGCUCAUGUGCCGUUGAAAUUUCCCUCUCGGGGUUUACUGCCCUGGGUUGUCCUCCCGCAGCCACCAAACAAAGCCUAAAAGGCAAGAAGUUGUCACUGGGUUGGGAGAUCAUCGGAAUAUGUUGGUGUCCUAUGACCGUUAUGUGGUUACGAAGGUAAUAAAAAGGAAAACGAGGAUAUGCAGGGCGAAUUGCACAAGGGGAGGCGUUGGAGCAUCCGAAGCGACCACGGAAAGGGCUGUUUUGUGAUAUAUUAAAAAAGUGUGAGACAACAUUACGAAUUUUGAAACUUGGCAGGAUGGGGCAUCAGGGAGGAGACAAAAGCACGAUGAUGGCAGCCGGGUAGGAGGAUGAGGCCUUCCAUAACUUCGACACAUUGCAGACACGAAUUUGCUUAGGGGGAGGUAUAAAAUUUGUUGGCAUGCAAAGUUGAGGGUGCGAAUUUUGAUUUUGAAGUUGAGGGACCAAAUUAACAUGCGCUAGUUGAUGAGUUGAGGGACGAAAUAUGAAAUUAUUUCUUAUACAUAAUAAAGGAUUACAUUCUUGGCCAGUCUAGGAUAACCGAGAUAUCCGUGAGUGAAUCGAGAUCCCAAACUGCACAUACUCUUGUCUUUGUAGAUGGCCAAUUGACAUAAAUCAUGUGCCACCUCAUUCAACUAUCUCCGAGCAUCUUGUGCCUUGAACUUCUUGCGUUGGGCAGAUCACUGCCAUAAUUCAGCCCAUCUUGAUCUUCAAAAUCUACUAUUUGUGCCAGUGCCAUAACUCAGUAGGAAAAUGAACCUGCAACAUGUUCUAGACAAAAUAUCUCCUUUCUAGAGAAAACUUUUCAAUGUUUCCAAAGAAUAAUAAUGUCAACAUUGUUGAUUAAAUUUCCCCAAAAAAACAUUGUUGAUUAAAAAUCAUUCUACCAGCGCCAAUAAAUAUUUUAUCCGUCUAGUUCGAGAAAAUUGCUCAUGUAUCCAAGUUAAAGGUACGCACAUCUCGUUUUGUACUCUCAAAACAAGUGCAGAAUCGCUAGCUCCCCAAAUUUUACAAACUAGCAGAAAUUUGCUUCACCUAAAAAAAGGCAAAAAAAUUGCUUCACCUAAAAAAAAUUGCUUAGAAAAUGUUCUGGAAAGUAGAACUGUCGAAAAAUGAUAAACAAGUAGAAAGUCAACCUAUGAGCCCUGAUCUGGUGUGUGUUGCCGGUUCUAUGCCCGCAGACACGCUAGCUACUAUGGCGCCAACUGGCAUAGGGUACCGUGUUCAUUUGUCCAUAUUUUGUCAAACUUGCAUAUGUACUGCAUUUGUUUUGUAUGCCUUGUAAUGCCAAUACCGUAACAUGCGAUACAUAAUACGUAUAUACAAGAAUACAUACGCUACUAGCUAAAACUGCGCUUUACACCGGCGCUUACGCACCGCGAAAAGGACGCCUUCAAAAUACGGCCGGGAUGCUCCUCGGUGCCAUCGCCUCCUUGACCGUGGAUACGGAGAGAGACUCUCGCUGUCCGAGCGACAGGUGCGCUCACGCAGCGCAAGCACAAGGCUGCAAGCAACAGCGUCCAACGAGAGCUACGCCCCUCAUUUAUCUACCCGCGUUCGUACACCAUCGCGAUCCCAACCACCGUCUCCCAUGAUUUGUUUACGCGAAUCUCUACAUGCGCGAAAGAUCAAUCAUACCGGUCUCUGUCGAAACUGCCGGCCCCGGCCACCUCCGGUUGCGGGCCGGCCAUGGACAGCAGCCGCCACGACCACGCGCUCCCUUCCUUGUUCGCGGGUCAAACGGCGUGCGUAUAUAAGAUCCCGUCCAUGGCCGCGCUCGAUUGGAGGUUGCACCGUUCGUUUGUUUGUUAUAGAACUCAUAGCUACAGAUAGCUCCUUGCACGGCGGCGAGAAGAUUAGGUAGCUAGCUAGCACCGGGUCGGCGGCGAUCUAGAGGAUGAGGAUUUCGAGGCCGUACUCGGGGGUGUCCAGAAGCGGGGCGACGGCGAGGACGGGGCCGCACGCGCUGCCGCUGGCGCGGAUCAAGAAGAUCAUGAAGCGGUCGGCGGGGGACGGCAGCGGGGGCGACGGCGCCGGGGCCAGGAUGAUCUCGGGCGAGGCGCCCGUGGUGUUCUCCAGGGCGUGCGAGCUGUUCGUCGCCGAGCUGACGCAGGCCGCCUGGGCCGCCACGCUCGAGGGCCGGCGCCGGACCGUGCACGCCGAGGACGUCGCCGCCGCCGUCAGGGACACCGACCUCUUCGACUUCCUCGUCGACGUCGUCAAGCCCAGGCCAGGUGACGACGGCGUCGGCGACGGAGUCGGCCUCGCGCCGGCCGCCGGUGUCCACGGCGGCGCGCUCGACUAGAAACUUGUCGGUGCAAUGCAUGCAUGCAUGCAUGCGCGCUCGUCGUGGCUUGUGGAAUCAAACUGUGCCGCGAUUAAUUGCACUAAUUCCGUUCAUGUUGAUUUUACCUGCUCUACUGCUGCCAAUACAAGCAGAAUGACGCAGCGGUGCAACUAGCACGAUUUGAUUAACUUGUACUACCGCACACUACACUGGAACUGUAUUUCUACAUUUGUCGUUCCAUUUCUACUGUUGUUAAGGAAUAUUUGAAGAUUUUUCAUUGCUACGAAAUCAAUAGAGAAUCUGUCUUUUAUACAAAAGGUUUUCGUUGAUUACAAGCUAUUGGAGAGGUUCAUGACAUUUUUCUAUGAUGUAACCAAACGACUUUUUGGUGACAAUUUGUGUAAUGUCCAAACCCUUACAAACGAAAAGGCAAAGCUAUUCUGUCCUUGCAUCUCUAGGAUCUGGCAAGUCAAACAAGCUGCAACAUCAACUAAAUAAACAUGCUGCAAUAUGACAAAAUUACUAGAAUGAGUGCACCCAUUUUCUAGAAUUUAGUAAACAUAUAUUUGUAAAAUUUGAAUAAUCCCGGA